AUGUGCCAUCAAAGUUACGGCGCCUUUACUUGUGAUCCGUGUCGGGUAUUCUUCAGCAGAAAUGCCACCGAAACUCAGGCAUUGGUUUGUCGUUUUGACGAUAUUGAAUCCACUUCUUGUCGGGACUCAACUCUCAAGUCAAAGGGGGAUUUGAUGUGUUUGUAUGGAAACGAUGGCAGCGAUAACAUUGGCAUCAAACAGAUCUCAAUCGCCUUACGGGGAACCCGAUCGUUAGGCCCACGUCUGAAGUCAAUACAGGGGCCGAAGCGUUAA
Messenger RNA from Medioppia subpectinata, 273 nucleotides. The record is from the annotation of a GenBank genome assembly. NCBI's taxonomy places the organism in Eukaryota, Metazoa, Arthropoda, Arachnida, Sarcoptiformes, Oppiidae.